Messenger RNA from Psammomys obesus (fat sand rat), 2970 nucleotides. RefSeq names its product endoglin (gene Eng). Gene Ontology annotation, biological process: vasculogenesis. The transcript has 15 exons. The coding region runs from base 340 to 2307 and encodes 655 amino acids. Lineage: Eukaryota; Metazoa; Chordata; Mammalia; Rodentia; Muridae. The record is from RefSeq and is a predicted model, not a curated record.
GGCUGGAUGAGCUGAACUCCCCGCCGUGACGGUCAGACCCCUGCCUCCAUCUGUGUCCCGUCCCCAGGCCAGGACCAACUACGGCCGCUGUCCAUAAGAGCCCAGUGUCUCUUUGCCACCAUCCAGUCAGCUAGAGACCCCUGCCCUGCUGUGAGUCUCGAGCCCACUUCUCCUGACUUCUCCGCCGCCACCUCAGAAGGCUGGAGCAGGGACGUGGUCGCUCCGGCCGCCUGCUCCCUUCGGGUCCCCGUGCGAACCCACGCCGGCCCCGGCGCCCACCAGCAGCCCUGCCUCUGGAUACCGGAUAAGGCCCAGCGCACAGACUCUCAGGUGGACAGCAUGGACCGUGACAUGCUCCCUCUGGCCAUUACCCUGCUGCUGGCCAUCUAUAGCUUCGUGCCCACAAGUCUCGCAGAAGAAGUCCAUUGUGAUCUCCAGCCUGUGGACCCCACAAGGGGUGAGGUGACAUUUACCACCAGCCAGGUCUCUGAGGGCUGUGUAGCUCGGGUUGCCAACGCUGUGCACGAAGUCCACGUUCUCUUCCUGGAUUUUCCCAAUGCGUUGUCACAGCUGGAGCUGACUCUGGAGGCAUCCAAGCAAAAUGGCACCGAGACCCGAGAGGUGUUCCUGGUCCUUGUUUCGAACAAAAACGUCUUCGUGAAGUUCCAAGCCCCGGAAAUCCCAUUGCACUUGGCCUACAACUCCAGCCUGGUCUUCUUCCAAGAGCAGCCAAGGGCCAGCAUCACACCAUUGCCGUCCCUCACCUCCAAGGAACAGAUCCUUGACUGGGCAGCCGCAAAGAGCGCCAUCACCUCCAUGGCAGCACUGGACGACCCCCAAAGUGUCGUCCUCCGUCUAGGCCAAGCCCCCAAGGCACCGCCCUUCUGCCUAGCAGAAGCUCAUCAGGACAUGGGCGUCACACUUGACUGGCAACCACGACCUCCGACCCCAGUCCAAGGCUGCCGCUUGGAAGGUGUGACCGGCCACAAGGAGGCGUACAUCCUGCGCAUCCUGCCAGGUUCUGGGACCAGGCCCCGGACAGUGACCGUAAAGGUGGAACUGAGUUGUCCGUCCGGCGAUCCCGACGCCGUUCUCAUCCUGCAGGGCCCUCAGUAUGUAUCCUGGCUCAUCGAUACCAACCACAACAUGCAGAUCUGGACUACAGGUGAAUACUCCAUUAAGAUCUUUCCAGAAAAGAACAUCAAAGGCUUUCUGCUCCCAGACACACCCCAAGGCCUGAUAGGAGAGGCCCGCAAGCUCAACGCCAGCACUGUAGCCUCCUUUGUGGAGGUGACGUCUGUGGCCAGUGGCGUCUCAUUGAGGGCCUCUAGCUGCGGUGGUGUGCUCCAGACCUCGCCUGCACCAGUUCUGACCACACCUCCCAAGGACCGGUGCAGCCCUGGGCUACUCAUGUCCCUCAUCCAGCCCAAGUGCGGCAACGACAUCAUGACUCUGACGCUCAAUAAGAAACACGUGCAGACUUUGCAGUGUACCAUUACAGGCCUGGCUUUCUGGGACUCCCACUGCCAGGCUGAAGACAGCGACGGCCAGCUCGUCUUGCGUAGCACCUACUCCAGCUGUGGCAUGAAAGUGUCAGCGCAUGUGAUCAGCAAUGAGGUGAUCAUCAAUUUCCCGUCAGGCUCACCACCACUUCGGAAAAAGGUGCAGUGCAUUGACACAGACAGCUUCUCCUUCGAGCUGGGCCUCUACCUCAGCCCACACUUCCUCCAGGCAGCCAGCACCCUCGAGCUGGGCCAGCAAGGCUUCGUGCAGGUGAGCAUGUCUCCAUCGACCUCUGAGGUCACAGUCCAGCUAGAUAGCUGCCAGCUGGAUCUGGGGCCUGAAGGGGACACGGUGGAACUCAUCCAGAGCCGAGCAGCCAAGGGCAGCUGUGUGAGCUUGCUGUCCCCAAGCCCUGAAGGUGACCCACGCUUCAGCUUCCUCCUCCGUGUCUACAUGGUGCCCACCCCCACAGCUGGCACCCUCAGCUGCAACCUAGCCCUGCACACUAGCGCCUUGUCCCAGAAAGUCUACAAGACAGUCUCCAUGCGCCUGAACAUCGUCAGCCCUGACCUGUCUGGCAAAGGCCUCGUCCUGCCCUCUGUUCUGGGCAUCACCUUUGGUGCCUUCCUCAUUGGGGCCCUGCUCACAGCAGCACUCUGGUGCAUCUACUCUCAUACACGUGCCCCCAGCAAGCGGGAGCCCGUGGUGGCGGUGGCUGCACCGGCCUCCUCUGAGAGCAGCAGUACCAACCACAGCAUUGGGAGCACUCAGAGCACCCCCUGCUCCACCAGCAGCAUGGCAUAGUGCCCAACCUGGAGCCUCGAGGGCCCCCCCAGCCAGCCCUUGCCCCGAAGGAGAGACGGAGCAACCACAAGCUGGGAACCACUGGCUAUGAACUUGUCCCGGAGCCAAACACCUCCACUCAGCAGAGGAUGGAGCAUGGCCCUUGCCCCUGAUGCGUCCCUCACAGAGGCUUGUUGCCAGUGGAGACACCACCUUGGAACACCUUGGGGUCUCUUCACCCGACUCUACAGAACUGUCCAACCCAGGGGCUCUAGAAUAUGGCUUCCCGAGACUAGAGAGACAAGGCAUAUCGCUGUAGAAGCCUAAGCUGCUGCCUUUGAACUGGAUCCUGUGCUGGUGAACCAGGCAGGGUAAGAGGUGAGAACUCCAGACGUGACCCGCCCAGGCCAGCCCAGCUCAGAGCUGCCUGCAUCUGGCUCCAGUGGCCUCCUCACCUGGACUGGCACAACUUUGGUGGGGGAAAGAGAAGCUGAAGGGUGCUCAGCUCAGCAGUCUUAGAAGAUGGCAAGGACAGUGGGGUGGGGGAGCCCAGCCCCUCUGAGAAAUGCCAGAGAGAGAUCUCCUCCCGGCCCAUCCACUGGGCGGCAGCAGGAGGGGAGUACCAAGGCUGCCGGUCCUGGGCCAAGCCCUAUAUAUUCACCAAUAAAUCAGAUGUGAAACCAG